GAAGCAGUUGUGCAGUCACCUCUGGUCGGGGGAGGGAGAAGAUUUUCUGGAGCGGGAGCCUGUUUCGCAUGAGCUGCAUCGUUUUUGGAGAAGCACAGGCUCAGAGGAGGUUGAGUCAUGAGUGCACAAGAGGCACCCAAUCCUGGGAAGGAGCAGGCAGACGGCGGGAGCGCAGCCACGGACGCCUCGACGACCAAGAGUUCUAGUCCGCCGCCCGUCACCGUGAAGAAGGAACCCGGGACCUCGGAGACAAGCAACGGGAAAGUCGGGGAUGGCAACCCUGCUGAGAUCUGUGUUGUCAUUGGAGGAAGUGAAGGAGGAACGAGCGGAGGUGGAUCCCGCAGAGCUCAGACCGAGGGUAUGUUUGCCCUUGGUACUCCUCCUCCAACGAAGAGCACAGACUCAUGCAUAGGUUCCUAUGUUUGUGGGGUAUGCGGGAAGAAGUACAAGUAUUAUAACUGCUUUCAGACGCACGUCAGGGCACACAGAGAAUCAGAGAGCAUGGUUGGAGAUGGUCUGCCCCAAACCCCCAACAGUAGCUUCCGUUACUCCUGUGACAUCUGUGGCAAGAAGUAUAAAUACUACAGUUGCUUCCAGGAGCACCGUGACCUGCAUGCAGUUGAUGAUCCAUAUGAACAGGUAGUGUUACCUGUGGAUGGCCUUAAAGAGGAAGAGCCGGUUGAACCCUAUCAGAAAAUUGGACCAAGGAAAAAAGCACUCGCCCUCCUCCACAGAGACCGCGGGUUCAACCAACGGCAGCACGUGUCCCUUCAAACACAAUUGGCAGUGUUCGCAGAAACCGGGAGCUAUGUUUGCGAGUUCUGCGGGAAGCAGUACAAGUAUUUCAACCCGUACCAGGAGCACGUUGCUCUUCACACACCGAUGAGCUCAUUCGAUUUGAAGACAUCACGGGUACAGGAUUGUGGCAGUAUGGAUAUGAGUAAAUUUGGCCACAGCCAGAGUGCUAAGAUAAAAAACAGCCCAUUCAGGCGGAAACUCGAAAGUGCGAUUCAGUCUAGUCUGGUUGACACAAACAGUUCGCAGAACUCAAGUGGAACUCCGAGCCCUCUGGUGGCCAGCACAUUCUCUACAACACAGAAACCCUACACUUGUGGUGCCUGUGGCAUCCAGUUCCAGUUCUACAACAACCUGCUGGAGCACAUGCAGUCCCACGCUGCUGAUAAUGAGAACCACACCAAAGGGGACUCUCCCAAAACCUCUUCAGCCUCGGGUCCUCAAGAGCAGCUGUGGAGAGGUUCUCAGGCUCAGGCCCAUUCCUCAGUUAAACUACAAAUCCAGCCUCAAAGUAUCUCCCAGAGAAACCAUACUCUCAGCCAGAAUAAUGGACUACCUGAGAAGGAGCGACAGCAGGUGGCUGAGCGUCUAUUACGGGUAAUGUGUUCAGAUCUGAGCAUGCUGAAUGUGCUCAACAGCAAGGACUUCCUGAAGUUGGCACAGACCCUCGUGGAUACAGGUGCUCGUCAUGGUGCCUACUCCACCCGUGAUGCUCUUGGCAACAUGAGUGCCUUGGCACUGCGCCAGCUGCCCCGCAUGUACAACCAAGUCAAAGUCAAGGUCACGUGUGCUCUGGGCUCCAAUGCGUCGCUCGGCAUCGCUGUCACCUGCCACGCCCAGACGUCUGGCCCAGACGCCUGCUAUGUCCUAACGGCCUACCAGGUGGAGGGGUCAAGACUGAAGCGCUAUGUGCUCGGCGUCAGGGAGGCCGAGCUGAGGGAAGGCCCCGACCAGGUUCACCACUGGGUGCAGAAUGUGCUGUCUGAGUUUGUGAUGUCAGACAUUCGCACCGUGUACGUCUCGGAGCCCAGAGUGUGGGGCGCGGGGUUUUCGGGAUCACCCCUGGGAGGUGGCGGCCGCGGGAGGAUAUGCUUGCGAUGCGCCGGCUGUUCCCUCGGUGCCGUCGUUCAGGCUGUCCUCGGGAAGCGCAGCCUCCAGGCUCGAGGGCUUCAUGAGUUGGCCGAGCUUCUCUCUACAUGCAGAGAUAUCGCCUCCUGUACCACGCUGGCUCUUCGCGAGGAGCAGUGCACCAACACAUCCACAAGCACAACUGAGGAAGGUUCUCAGGGCAGCCCUGCACAAUGCCCCACCCCUCCUUGCUGGGAUCGUAUGGCCGAAGCUCUCCUGCAGGUCCAUGCCCACUUUGAACACAUUUGCGAGGCUUACGGUCGCAGUAAGGCCACAGCUCCACUCCUCCAAGGUCUCAACAAGCAUCUGCUGGGCACGCUGGCUUGUUUGCUGGCACCUCUGCGCCUGGCAGCUCUGGAGCUGAGCAGCCAGAGGAGGCCAACCCUACAGCAGGUGCUGCCUGUCUACCUACGCUUGGAGAAGUUUUUUACAUCUAAAGCUGGAGAGGCUGGAACCGGCACAGCUAGCAAACUCUGCCACUAUUUCCUAGAAGCACUUAAGGAAAACUUCAAGGUUGAACGAGCUCACCAGGUAGCCAUGGUCCUGGACCCACAGCUGAAGCUGCGCUCAGUGCCGGCCUACCAGCACGAGGACAUCAUCUCUCGUGCGUGCGAAAUGGCCUCCGACACCAGGGAUGGAGGUAUGACAGGUGGUGGAGGUUCAGGUGGCGAGGAGCGGGACACUGAUGGCCCACCCACCCCUAAAAUAAGCCGCGUAGAGGGAAGUGGAAACAACGGCGGCCCCUCAAGGGGAUCCUCCUCAUCCUGCACAGUGUCCGGUAAUGAUGAGAGUCAGAGCCAAGUUAGACAAGAGAUAUUCCAAUAUCUGGCUGAGCCUCUUCUCCAAGGUACACCUGAUCUCUUCCAGUACUGGAGCGCAACAGUGGGUGAGAAGUUCCCCAGGCUUGCUCGGCUGGCACUGUGGCUCCUGGCGGUGCCCGCUGUGGGCAUACGCAGCGAGUGCGUGACUGUGUGCGAGCAGAGCCUGGCCAUGAAGAGGAGGCAGCAGGUAACUGCUGAGGAGAUGAACAAACUCAUUUUCCUUCGCUCUAACAUGGGCUAGGAAGAAAAAAAACCCAACCAACCCUAAACAACCAAACCUUCACCUCCAACCAAUGACUCAAGACUAUUAUUUAUAUACUGUAGAUUUAGACCAACUGUAAACAUAAAUGUGUAUGGACAUUGAAAACUUCUCAAGACAGAUAUUUACAGAAAAAAAACAAAUCACCAUUGUAAAGGUUGCAAACACCCAUAAAACAAUGCGGCUUAUUACAUAUUUUGUAUGGAGAAAGGACUGUUGUAAAGUACUGUGGACAAAAUGUAGGGGUGGAACGGUCACUCAAAAGAUUGUCCCGUUUGGUACGCUGCCCUCGGUUUGGGAUGCACACACAAAGCAGGAUGAGUUUGGUCUUGUCACAGCCAGUGAUCUGAAUUACUCCAGCCUAAUAACUAAACUGCUACAAGGCUCUAAUGCUGUUAUUCUCACUGGGUGGCAACAUUUUCAGGUUACGUCAGCAUUCGUCGCUUGAAGCUACCGUCAUAGACCUCUGGAAACAACCCUACCAGAUUAUUAAAGCUAUCCGACAGGAAUAUAUCGGCGAUGCGCUGCUGCAUACACAGCGUGUUGCUGAGUUUUCAUUUUCAUCGGUAUAUGACGGAAAGAAUCAAGCGGCGAAUCUUCACUGCCAUUACUCCUCUGACAACUAAGUGCACUAGGUUUAUGAUUUCUGAUCAUGUAUCACUGAAAACUAUAUUUUUUCUUCAGCCACAGAUGACGGGCAGAUAGCUGAGAGCUAAAUCACUGCAGCUAAUUCGACGUCCUCAUAGUGUAGCUGCGCAGGAUUUACGUGCACUGGAUGCAUAUCUGUUUCAUUCAAAAGGGUAAAAAGUCACUGAUAAGACAUUAGAUAUUCCACGACGCUUCUUGUUCGCCGUAAAGGAAAGCCGUCCAGUCGUUGGUUUCCGGAAUCAACUCGAGAGGUCUAACGCUGCUAGAUACACAAAUUCCUAGACUUAAAUAAUGAAGCUAACUUGAACUAAAUUAAACUUCUGGUUCGGUUUAAUUGACGGCUGUACAAAGAGUUAAGCGCAACAUUGGUGGCCAGUUUUUAUUGAUUUCGUUCAGCCUCAUAUUGCAGCUGAAGCGCACCCACAGGGAAUAAGUAACAUGUUGGAUAAUUAUUCCUUCUCUCAUCCUUCUAAUGUUGCAGUACAACUGUAUCUUAGUAAAAACACAAUUACAACAUCGUAAGGCCAUUUUUACUUGCUCAAUGACAGUUUCUAGUGCUGACAAUUCAGGAAUUCCACAUCAGACGCUCGGGAGUCAAACACAAGUUGUACACUUUCUGUUUUGUUUUUACACGCAGGACGUUUUGCCUGCGCAUUAACCUCAGAUUAAACAGCAGUAACGUUAUUAACCGACAGCUUGCUAAGCUCGAAGAUUUUAAUUUAUAAUCGCAAACAAUCAUCACGUGUGUGUGUGUAUUUGUUUUAUUUGAAGCUUGAAUAGAAAACCUGCUCAUAGGAAAGCUUUAUUUAUUAUUCUUUCUACAUUUCUCAUUCUCAAUAUAAACAUCGUCUUCCUCAUGUGAGCUACAAUUAUUAUUAUUUUUUUCCAUUUUCAAGGCAAUAAGCUUUAACACAGGGCAUAGUUUCCAACUGACUGUUCUCACGACACUCCUACAGUUGAUUAUUAACCGUAAAUUAUUUUAUGUUAUUGUGAAAUCAAUGGGAUUUUCUCAGGAAUGAGCACAUCCAAGCAGGCACCGCCACUUUUUCCUCACUGUACCGACAAAAAAAAAACAAAAAAAAAGGACAAAAAAAAAAAACAAAAACCAAACUGUGACCUCAACGCCGAGGUAUGUACUGAACCGUGACUUUUGUGAAACGUUCCACCCCCAAAUGCAGUUAGUGCCAUUUGCAACAAACGAGGAAAAAAAAAAAAAAGAAGUUGAGGGUUUAUUUUUUACAGCACAAAAACAAAAUGCAGCCAGUGCAUUCACUAAAGUCAACACAUGCAUACUCAUGAAGUCAAGUUAUUUAUUUUUUUAUGGAUUCUAGUAUACAUCUACUUGAGCUAAUACCUCCGAAAAAUGACUUGGAUGAAUGGAAGCUAUAACUGUAAAAUUUGUUUGUUGCCUCUGGUACUAAUUCGUCAAGUACUAGUUUGUUAUCUCUGUUUUUUGGGCCUUAAGUCUCUUUCAUGCGAUCACCUUAAAUCCUAAAAGUCAGAGCAAACAUCAUGCCUUUAUAUUGCUGUUAAAUGGCCUUCUUUUGACCAUCUUUUCUAAAGCUUGUUAGUGUUUUGUUUUUUUGUUUUGUUCACUCCUGUAGACUCAAAGGUUGGAAACAGCGUCCUCUAGUGUUCAAACGAGGACUUUUUAAAAUCAUGCACAACUGUGGUAUUUGACAAGUGCUUUAUUCAUGUUGUCACGAGUUAUAAAAAGGUCGCAUCGACGGAGCACGCGUGCGUUGCUCUCGCUUUCAUAAAACAGGUCAAUAAUAACUUCAACAAUAGCACACCGAAACACAGGUAUCCACUGUACAAACUUAUACUGAGAUGAUGAAUGACGUAGAUUAGAGAGAUCUUUUUAUCGGGGUUUACGCAGGAGGAUGUAUCGAAACUGUGAUGUGAGACUCUCAUUUGGUUUUAGUAGUUGUGGUGCAGCUUGAAUAUUAUGUUUUGAUCUUAAAGGCUGCGGUGCAGUUCUGUGAUUUGACUGCUACACUUGUUUUUUUGAUUUUUGGGGGGUAAUUUUGCCAUCACGGUGACAAACUGAGAAUGGUAUUAUCAACAGUAAAAUUAUUCUUAUUUCCCUCACGUUGCCCAGCUUUAGAUGCAACUGAAGGUACGACCGUGUUACACUUUUAUGAAUAUUCGCUUAAUCAUUUCAACUGAAUGGGUAACUUUAAGCAUCCGUUUCCUGUUUCAGUGUCAUCGCCUUUCGUUCAACAGAAACAGCGAUACAUCGUACCCGUUCUAGCGCUUCGUCACCCUCAUAGUGAUCAGUAUUUAUCCACCAUCCAGAGUCAGUCCAGUCGGAAUCGUUACACCAGUUUAAUGGCAGUUCAAUUAGACAUAACGAGGCUGUAAUCGUUAAUAAAACAAACAGGAAGUUUUAAGGGUGAACGUUAUGAGUACGAAGCCAAAUGUCGGAUUACGGUCUUACUGAAAGUAGAAUCUUUUCGUCCGAUUAAAAUCGUGUUAGUUUUCAGUUACACAACAACAUUUGUCAGCUUUUUGAUAGAGUGGCAUUAAAGGUAUGAAACACCUGAAUUAAUUAAAGGUCAAAGGCUCUGCGUUGCGAAUCGUUUCACGACUACAUAAGGCGCUUCUUAAUGAACUGUAGCUCUCCUUACCUCCAAGCUUUGAUUUUUAGUGUUUCAUAAAUGCUUUUCUUCUCCCUGAUGGUUUGUUAAAAAUAUUUCCUUUCUUUUUCUUUUUUUUAAAUAUAUUUUGGUAAUAAAAGAAAAUUGCUGUAAAUUGUAUUUAAAUUUAAUUUUCUAAGUACCAAUCCAAUGUGUUACCUCAGUACUCGGAAAGUAGUGUUGUAAUUUAAAGAUUGAAGAAGAAUAAAAAUCAGAUAUUCACACACAAAAUUUAAAGGCUCGUUCCAAGAAAUAGUCAAAAUACUGUACAUUGGUUUGUGGUUUAACCGGUGAUCCUCGACUGAACUGAUGAAGGGAUUUUUUCUUACAGUUUUUAAAUAAGUAUUUUCAAUAGGAUAUGCUCUGGGACAAAAAUGCCAUCGUUGACGUAAUGAUGUCAACUUAAUUUUACUUAGAAAUAGCAUUCUUUUUUUUUUUUGUUUGAUUAAAUAAGAAUUAUAUCUAAGAUAUGCAUGCUUUUAAUAAGAGUACUGAUAUAUAAUGUUAUAAGCCAGUGUUUUCUCAUCAGAUGGAAUCAUAUUGGCUCUGAGUUGAUGUUACUUAAAGACGCUCAUUACGAGUCAAAAAAAAAAAACAAAGCGACCCCGGACUGAAUUUUAACCUUUUCAAGGUGGGAGUAGCUGUGCUGAUCAUGGGUUGGUGUUUAUGGGUUGACAUCAUCCAUUUUCAGAGGAUGUAUUAUGUAAAUACAAGAGAACUGCUGUUUUUAUGCCACAAGGGGGCACCUUCAUUUCAGAGAUAAAAGUAGGGAGCACCAAUAACAUUAUACCUCUUUUUUCUACAGUAGCAUUUCAAAAAAAAGGUUUUGAUAUAAUAGAAGAAAAAACUCAACUUAGAUACUGUUACUAGAAAACUGAAAUCAGCUGUAAGUUUUAUUUUGUUUCAGGAUUUUAACUUAUUCAGAUAAUUAAUAAAAAAAAAAAAGAGUUCAGUUGUGAAAAACGUGGUUAUAAGAAUGCUAACAUGGAGAUCUGUUCUGUUCAACUCUAGUCUGUAUUAUCAAUUCAGGUUAAGAAAUUAGUGUUGCUUUCAUCCUACUUUACAGGCAUUUCUUCCUUUUUAUACUCUGCUAAAGCAAAAAAAAAAAGAAGAAAAAAAUCUGUUUGAUUCUCUUCAUUUUGUCUUUUUAUCGCACUUUGGCAGCAGAUUCCUGAUUCAGAUCUGAGUUGUCUUAUUAGUAAACCUAAUUUAUACUUUUGUAGCAACACUAUUUUUAUAUAAUGGCAAAGAAAGGGUUCUGUGUCUUUUUUUUUGUUUUCUUUUUGUUUCUUUUUUCUUUUUUUUUGUUUCUCCUGUGUCAUAUAUGACAGCGCUGUUCAGUGUUUCUUGAAUACAUUACCCACUGUAGUAUGUUAUGUGUGAAUAAACUCCAAAUCUGUCAAAAAAAAA
This is a messenger RNA of Stegastes partitus (bicolor damselfish), 7700 nucleotides long. RefSeq names its product zinc finger protein 618 (gene znf618). The coding region runs from base 118 to 2985 and encodes 955 amino acids. Gene Ontology annotation, molecular function: protein dimerization activity. The transcript is spliced from 15 exons. The record is from RefSeq and is a predicted model, not a curated record. NCBI's taxonomy places the organism in Eukaryota, Metazoa, Chordata, Actinopteri, Pomacentridae.